CGAUCACAUUGACAGCUCAGAGAUCACAAUAGGCGAUACAUGGAAUUGCUUUCUAUUCAGAGGAAUUCUUCCGUCAACGUGUGGGUCGGUCACAACACAUUGCUGGGAAGAGGUGUCGUAACAAUAGGCUAUUGAGAAGAUCACUUGGCCAAGAUGGGCGAUUCGAAAGGAACAGAAGCUCAGGGGAGUUCCCCGCCUUCAGGAACCAUCGCGAAGUUGACCUGCGACAUUCUCAAUGAGACAUUCUACAACAUCAUCCAUGAUAUCGUUGCUCAAGUUCAUCGCGAUGAAAAGGUCGCUCGCAUGCGCUCCGCAGUGGUUGUUGCCAGACAGAAAGCCGAAGAAGAAGGAGCCAGGCGUCGUGAAGAUGCAGGUGUCAAGGCUACGGGAUCCGUGGACUCAGAAGACCUCAAGGACAUCCGAGUAGAAACGGAUGGUGCGGUGUUCGAGGACGGCAAGGUCUUUCUCAAAGGCAAUCCUCUCCAGACAACAAAGGAGAUUAUCUGUCCUGAUUGUCGCCUGCCACGUCUGCUAUAUCCAGUAAUAGGAGUCGGCGCUCGUCCGCCUCCAGAUCCGUAUCGCGAAUACUGUCAGAAUCAGCCACUGAUCACAAAACCUGGACACGAUGUGCACGGGAAUCCCUUCGCUACGGACAAAUUGAACCCAAAGAAGAAAAAGCAGACUAACGCUUCCAAUACUCCCGCGUCCAGCCCUCCGACCACUCCUGAUAGCUCUUUCAACAAGACCCAGGAGAAGGUGUCAUAUCCCACUGUGAAAUGUCCCAACUGUCCGAGAUACUUUGUGGUGACGCGAGUUGCUCAGCAUCUGGACCGUUGCAUGGGUCUAUCGGGUCGACAGACCAAUCGUAACAAAACGCCCAUGGAGAAUGGCAACGGCUCUCCGAGCACUGGACCUCCGAAGCGUCCACUGGCGGACGAUGACGCACCACCGCCUUUGACGAAAAAGAAGAAGCUCAACACACACAAAAAGCUAUCUGGAAAGAAACCACCCCUACCUCCAAGUAGCAAACUGAGAAACGGUCUGACUCCUGAUAUGGCUGCAGCUGCGGAUGCGGCGGCCUCUGGGGAUGUUGACAUCAAACGUGAGGCGUAAGAUAACGCAUAAGCUUAUCAUCCUGCCUGGCCACCUUGACCUUGCUUUUUUCUGGAUCUGCAAGGUGACUUACUUGAGGAUGAAUCCUCUGGACAUAGUUUCCAUCCGAAGUUUUAUUUCCCUUGUCCUUAACGAUAUUGACGUAAAUAUUGGGCAUCAGAAGGCGUCAACAGGAACCUGCUCUGAUACUUUAAACAUGCCUGGCUGAAUGGUUUGGGACAUAUUUGGCGCCCUUUUUCUUUCUUUCUGUCGCUUUCUUCUGUCUCAUUUUGUGGCUUCUUUUACACUGGGAUAUUUGUUUUUCUUUGCUUGUCCGACCAGUUAGUCGUUGGCAUAGACGAUGGAGCACUGAUAUGUACAAUAGCCUGGCAACACCAGCCAGCUCCUCGAUAGUGCCCGCAUGGAACAUUGCUUGUG
Aspergillus novofumigatus IBT 16806 is the source of this 1530-nucleotide messenger RNA. RefSeq names its product SGF11 family protein. The coding region runs from base 154 to 1113 and encodes 319 amino acids. The record is from RefSeq and is a predicted model, not a curated record. Lineage: Eukaryota; Fungi; Ascomycota; Eurotiomycetes; Eurotiales; Aspergillaceae. The transcript has 3 exons.